GCUCACACGCAGCGAGUGACUCGCAGUAAGUGGUAGAGCACAGCAGCGAGCUUGCACUUGUCUGGGCAGUAGGCGCGGCACCGGACGUCAUGGGCAUGGCCGACGCCAACAAGCGCAUCAAUCUCGCCGCGCCGCUCCUCACCGUCCGGCGCCACGGCGCCGUGGGCGCCGAGGACACGGCCACGGCGCUGCCGUCCUACAAGCCCAGCGAGACGUCGGGCCCCUUGGGCCGCACCUGCGCCGUGCCCUUCGGGUGGGAGCACCGGCCCGGCCACCCCAAGAGCGUCCGCACCCGCCGGCCACCGCCACCACCUCCCACGACGCUCAUCGACGAGGCCUCGUGCGUGGCGCCGGAAAUGAAGGUGGUGGACGCGGCUGCCGCGCUGGAGGAGGAGCGGUUCUCGGACGCUCGCUCCCGCGAUGACAUGAGCUGCGUCACCGUCAACUGCAGCGUGACCGGGCUCAGCGACGCCGCGUCCGCCUGCGCCGCGGGGGCGGGGCCCGGCGCCAGAGGCAGCGUCAUGAUGGACCGCUUCCUGCCGGCCGCACACGCUGUAGCUGCCGGCUGCCCGCAGUGCACCUUCCGGAAGGCCGCGUCCGCCCAGGAGCCCGCGCGGCCGACUGCGGCAAGCGCGCUCACGGGCGACGGCGACAGAUCACAAGUGCAAAGGCGGCUGCCUCUCCAGCACAUUCCGACGAAACACCUGCCGCCCCUCUCGCCAGAAGACAAGAAUGACGACGCCGAAUCGGAUGCGCCCAGCACCCGGGGUUUCGCGUCCAAGAGGUGCGGGCUGCUCCCCACCCGGUGCGUGAAGAACACCUUGCAGCUCCUGAACCCGGCGCCCGCCAUGAGGCGUGGCGCCCGCGGAGCGCGGCGAGGCGCAGGCGGACCGUUCCUGUCCAAUGGAAGCAGAAGCCAAAGAGCGAUGAAUCCACUGCUGCAUGGAUCGCGAAACGGGCAACAGCAAUCGCAAAAUACGGGAGGGCACUAUCCCGGCAUGCAAUCCUGGGAGGUCAAAUUGCUGCUCCGAUCAGGCCGCAGCGGCCUGACAGCACCUGCCACCGCCGUGGCAUCGGAGCUGGACAGAACAGUGCGCAAACUCUACAGAGACCGAGGAGCAGAAGCCGUCCACCAGAAGGCUAGCCAUCCGGGUUUGCUCCUGGUUCUCGACAGGUCAAGCGAGGAACGCCACAGCUCGUCGGCGCAGAACCUCUCCAGAGCCGCCGAAACCGCGUUGCCGCUGCCGCCUCCCAAAACCUCACGGAACGCCGAGAAGAAACUCAGGCGUGGCGCCGCCGGCUACGGAUUCUCGCUGCUUUUGAAAGACGAGGAGGUUGCCGCGGGACGUGAGAUCGUGCUGUCGCCGCAGCCUCUGCUCCCAUUGCCGUUGCCCAAGUCGCCUUCGGAGUCCUGGCUUUUGCGCGCGCUGCCUUCUGUCUCAACUCGACCUCCUGCGACGUCUUUCCUGGGGCUCCAUGUGCAGGCCAGGAAACAUGCUGCGUUGCCGUGGUGCUGCGUUGAUCAUGCCAGGCAACGGCAAAUACGUGUGCACGAUCUACAUAAGUGAUUGUUCAUGACAAGCUAGUAAUAUGCGAGGCAGCAUCAUUAGUCUGCUGCUCCAGGUGCUUAUCCAGGAACAUGUCGUUAAUUUUGUAGUGACGGAUUCUUAGUAACCUCAAGUGCAUAUGUCAUUGCUUGUAUCUGCAA
This is a messenger RNA of Phragmites australis (common reed), 1708 nucleotides long. RefSeq lists its product as uncharacterized. The record is from RefSeq and is a predicted model, not a curated record. Lineage: Eukaryota; Viridiplantae; Streptophyta; Magnoliopsida; Poales; Poaceae. The coding region runs from base 90 to 1568 and encodes 492 amino acids. The transcript has 2 exons.